GUCCUAUACCUCUUGGCCGGCUCCAGAUUCUCGCUGCCUCUCUGCUCUCCCCACCUCCCCCCAUCUUCUUCACAUCCUGGUGCCCCCAGCCCCGGGUUCAGUACCGGGCUCCGCGGUGCCUUGCUGCGCCUUUAAGUUCACCCCCUCCUCCCCGUGGCCCCUCCCGCCCUCGCCCGCUGCCGGUGCCCCCCUCCCCCUCCCCCCGCAUCCCUGGGUGUCUCCAUCCUGCCGCUCGCUCGCUAGCUUGCUCGCUCGCCGGCUGGCUCGGUAGUCCCUGGAUCUGUUGGUGGGUCGGGCUCAGCCUCUGCCCGCCGCCCGCCGCCAGCCGCCCGCCGCCGCUGGGCUCAGCCCGAGUCUCCCUCCAGCUCCCUCCACCUCCAGCCUCCUGGAGCAGCAGCUGCAGCAGCCCCAGCCAUGGCCGACAUCAAGACGGGCAUCUUCGCCAAGAACGUGCAGAAAAGGCUCAACCGGGCUCAGGAGAAGGUCCUCCAGAAACUUGGCAAAGCUGAUGAAACAAAAGAUGAGCAGUUUGAGGAGUAUGUACAGAACUUCAAACGGCAAGAGGCAGAGGGUACGAGACUUCAGAGAGAACUCCGGGGAUACUUAGCUGCUAUCAAAGGCAUGCAAGAGGCCUCGAUGAAAUUGACAGAGUCCCUCCACGAAGUCUAUGAGCCAGACUGGUAUGGACGUGAGGACGUGAAGAUGGUGGGUGAGAAAUGCGAUGUGCUCUGGGAAGACUUCCAUCAAAAACUAGUGGACGGGUCCUUACUUACCCUGGAUACAUACCUGGGCCAGUUUCCUGACAUCAAAAUGCGCAUCGCCAAGAGGAGCAGAAAGCUAGUGGACUAUGACAGUGCCCGUCACCACCUUGAAGCUCUGCAGAGCUCCAAAAGACGAGAUGAAAGUCGCAUCACAAAGGCAGAAGAAGAGUUUCAAAAAGCCCAGAAAGUGUUUGAAGAGUUCAACAUUGAUUUGCAAGAAGAGCUUCCUUCAUUGUGGUCUAGACGGGUGGGAUUUUAUGUCAAUACCUUCAAGAACGUGUCCAGCCUCGAGGCCAAGUUCCACAAGGAAAUUGCUCUGCUCUGCCACAAGCUUUUUGAAGUGAUGACCAAGCUGGGGGAGCAGCAUGCAGACAAGGCCUUCACCAUCCAGGGAGCCCCCAGUGAUUCUGGUCCUCUCCGCAUCGCAAAGACGCCAUCACCACCAGAGGAGCCUUCCCCCCUGCCCAGCCCGACAGCUAGUCCGAAUCACGCCCUGGCGCCUGCCUCUCCUGCACCAGCCCGGCCAAAAUCGCCUUCACAGUUGCGGAAAGGGCCUCCGGUCCCACCUCUACCCAAAGUCACGCCCACAAGGGAACUGCAACAAGAAAACAUCAUCAGCCUCUUUGAGGACAACUUUGUCCCAGAAAUCAACGUGACAGCUGCUUCUCAGAAUGAAGUUCCUGAGCCAAAGAAAGAAGAGUCUUUGCUUGAUUUGGACUUCGACCCUUUCAAGCCGGACGUUACACCAGUGUCAGCAGGAAUUACCCACUCACCCAUGUCUCAGACAUUGCCCUGGGAUUUGUGGACGACAAGCAGCGAACUGGUCCAGCCGGCAUCCAGUGGUACCUUCAACGGAUUCACCCAGCCUCAGGACACUUCUCUCUUCACCAUACCCGCCAGUCAGGCUGUGCCGGAUGUCUCGGCUGAGUUGGAAGAAGUGCCCCCCACAGAACCCAAAGCUGAGGAGCCCUUGGCUGAAGCUCUUGCUGAGGGCCAAGACAUCGAGCCUAGUGAGGCAGCAGAGGAGGCUGAGGUGGUGACAGCAGAGGAUGCUGAUACAAUCCCUGCAGCUGCUGGAGCCCCAGUGGGGGCUGCUGAGGGGACCCCAGAGGCUAUCACAGAAGGUGAAGCCCUUCCCUUGGGUGAAGGAGUGAGUCUUAUAGAGACUCAAGCUGUUACAGAGACCAGAGAGGCCACUGAGAGUGGUAGAGCCGGGACAGAAGAAAUGGAAGCAACUGGGAUCCAGGAGAAAAUCAUCCCCUCGGUUGUCAUUGAGCCAGCAUCCAACCAUGAAGGGGAGGAUGAGCAGGAGCCUGAUCUUGGUAUGGCUGGAGAGGUCAGAGAAGACACGUUUGUCCAGAGUGAUUUCAGUGAGCCCUCGGUGCUGGCCAGUGACCAGAAGACUCUGGAGGAUGCUCAGCCCACAGCUCCUCUCCCAUCCAGCAGUGAAGCUGCCCCAGUCCCUCCAGGCUUCCUAUAUAAGGUGGAAGUGCUCCAUGACUUUGAGGCAGCUAAUUCUGAUGAACUUAACCUGAAGCGAGGUGAUGUGGUCCUGGUGAUCCCAGCAGAAGCAGAGGCUGAGCAGGAUGCGGGCUGGCUCAUAGGCGUGAAGGAAUCAGACUGGCUUCAGUACAGAGACCUAGACACCUACAAGGGCCUCUUCCCAGAGAACUUCACCCACCGCCUGGCUUAAUCUGCCUCCCCCCACACUCCACGAGGCAAGGUGAAGCUGCUCUACAGUGAGCUUGGUCAGUGGCUUUCCAAACCGACGGGAAAAUGAGGAGCCCGCUUGGGUAGCUACGCUGCAACGCUUUACAGACUGCUGUCCGUCAGAGCCGGGGGAGACAUAUUCAAGGAGCAUGUGUUGAAAAAAAGUUAAAUUAAGUAAAAUUUUAAAAAGCAAAGUGAACUCCUCCGAAGGAGCAAGGAGGGUAUCCUCCCUUGUCCUUCUGUUUGUGACAAAGGUUUGUUUGUGCUUUCUCUGAGCUAUGGUGAAUCCUGUACUUGAUCCCUCCCCCAUAAAGUCUAAAUUAGCUUCCUCAAGACCAGAACCUUAAUUUCUCUGCACUAAGUGUAUUGUAUUGAGCUGCUGUGCUGCGGAAGGUUUGAUGAAUAAUCCUGGAGUGAGGCAGUCACAGUCCUCCUCCUCCCCUCCCCCAUACUUUCCCCUUCUCUCCUCCUUCUUUCUCUCUCUUUUUCUCUCUCUUUCUCUCCAUUCUUUCUCUCCCCAUCCUCUGUCUCCAUUCUCUCUCUCCUUCUUUCCCCAUCUUCCCUCUCUCUCCCUCCCUCUCUCUCUCUGUCUCUCUCUCUCUCUUUCUUUCAUCCCCCUCUAUCUCUUUUUCUCUCUGUCUCCCUUCCUCCCUCCUUCUGUCUCUCUCUCCUCUCCCUGCCUUUUCUGUCUCUGUGACUCUCUUUGUCUCUCUAUGUCUCUGUGUCUCUGUCUCUCUAUCUCUCUGUCUCUGUCUCUCUCUGUCUUCCCCCUCUGUCCUCCUCUCUCCUCUCUGUCUCUAUUUCUCUCUGUCUCCCUUCCUCCCUCCUUCUGUCUCUCUCCUCUCCUCCCUCUCUUUUCUACCUCUGUGUCUCUGUCUUUGUCUUUCUGUCUCCAUCUGUCUGUCUGUCUCUGCCUCUCUCUCUCUCUCCCUCUCUCUCUCCAUACCUCUCUCUCUCUCUGUCUCUCUGUCUUUCUCUCUCUCUCUCUCCUGUCUCUCUUUCACUCUGGGUUGUCUAUGUUUAAACCUUAACUGCUGCAAACAUUUUCGAUGUUCUUUUCUGCCAUAUCUCUAUAUCUCAUAUAUCUACAAACCCAUGGAGCCCUCCAAUGCAGCCUGAGAUUCCUGACCCUCUGUGCACACAUCCAGCCACAUAGGCACCCCUGCCUCCUUUGCCCAGCCUCUCCUUUGGUUCUUUACCUCGGUGUGUCAUGGGGACACGUAUUGCUCUUAUCCUGCCUGGCAUUAUAGUACAUGGUUUUGUUUCCUGAGCAAAACCAGCUGCCCCGUUGCCAAAGCAUUAGACAGCGUCUGUGUGUGAUGUGCACUUUUCACGGUGAGAUGAUGAACAGUGAUUUUAAAGCUGCAAAAGAAUUUGACGUCAGGGACUUCUGUCACUAAGGAUGAGUGAGUCUUGGUUAAGCACCUAAAGUGUUCCCUAUCACUAACGUGACAUUAAAGAGUAUACUUUUGUGUGAGAUUGGCUGAAAGAUGGGGGAAAGAACCUCUCCCCAAACACACCUCCAUGAAAAAGAAAUCUCCCAUUUACUUUCACUCCUUAUAUUUCUGCAGCUCACCUUCACAGAUCCUUUAAAAAAUCAAUUAUGUAUCGUGUAUCCAGCAGUCAUCUGUGACAAUUAUGUUUUUCAGUGUUGUGUCAUCCCAAAUAAAACUUUGAUCCUCCACACAUGAACUGAGUUCC
Messenger RNA from Trichosurus vulpecula (common brushtail), 4172 nucleotides. It is a transcript of the gene AMPH, whose product is annotated as amphiphysin. NCBI's taxonomy places the organism in Eukaryota, Metazoa, Chordata, Mammalia, Diprotodontia, Phalangeridae. Gene Ontology annotation, biological process: synaptic vesicle endocytosis. Gene Ontology annotation, cellular component: cytoplasm; synaptic vesicle; plasma membrane. The record is from RefSeq and is a predicted model, not a curated record. Bases 415 to 2454 code for a protein of 679 amino acids. The transcript is spliced from 21 exons. Gene Ontology annotation, molecular function: phospholipid binding; protein binding.